Messenger RNA from Aspergillus pseudotamarii, 1545 nucleotides. Its product is annotated as amino acid/polyamine transporter I. Gene Ontology annotation, cellular component: membrane. Gene Ontology annotation, molecular function: transmembrane transporter activity. The record is from RefSeq and is a predicted model, not a curated record. The transcript is spliced from 6 exons. Lineage: Eukaryota; Fungi; Ascomycota; Eurotiomycetes; Eurotiales; Aspergillaceae. Bases 1 to 1545 code for a protein of 514 amino acids. Gene Ontology annotation, biological process: transmembrane transport.
AUGGACUCGUCUGAAACAAAAGCCAAGCACGAAUCUAUCCAACAUGGUGACCUGGAUUGUCUGGAGGGUCUCAACUUUCAACCAGAAGGCACGCGGAAACUGACCCCUCUACAAACUAUAUCCGCCAGCUGGAUUAUUUGUGACAGCUGGGCGGGGGUUGCUGCCACGGUGGCUCUUGCAAUCGUUCAGGGUGGGCCCGUAACUCUUGUCUAUGGGUUGAUUCUGAUCUUCUUCCUGGUUGGUGCUUGUACCCUGACCCUGGCGGAGCUCGCAAGUACCUAUCCAACAGCUGGCGGGCAGUAUCAUUGGACGAGCAUUCUGGCUCCUAUACGUCUAAGUCGGGCAUUGAGUUAUUGCUGUGGUGUCUCGAACAUGCUUGCGUGGAUUGCUAUCUGCACUGGGAUUGCCAUCAUUCCAGCACAGCUCAUCCUCGGGAUUGUCCUCUUCUAUGACCCGGAGUAUCAAGCGCAGCCGUGGCACUAUUUCUUAAUCUACCAGUCCAUUAAUGGGCUGGUCCUGUUGUAUAAUACAACUCUGUUGAAGACGUCUCUCUGGUUUCAUGACGUAUCGUUCAUCGUGACCCUCGCAAGUUUCGUCAUUAUUAUGGUGACUUGCCUAGCUCGCUCGGCGUCUCACUAUGAGGCAUCAAGUGUCGUAUGGGCGACCUUUCUCAAUGGUAGCGGAUGGAACUCGGGCGGAGUGGCUUUUCUCACGGGGCUUGUCUCUCCUAACUACAUGUACGCAGGUAUUGACGGGGCCUUGCACUUGGCCGAAGAGUGCCAGAAUGCGACCACCGCCGUUCCUCGUGCUCUGAUGAGUACACUGAUUAUUGGCUUUGUCACGUCCUUUGCCUUCAUGAUCACGAUGCUGUACUGCACCAGUGAUUUGGAUACUGUGGUGGCAACCUCUACCAGAGUUCCCAUUUACGAAAUGUGGCAUCAGGCCACACGCUCCACCUCGGCCGCUACUGUGUUCAUUUGCCUCCUGCUGCUUGCAGCUGUCUUCGCUCUCACCGGUGCUCAACAAACAGCAUCGCGUCUGACCUGGUCCUUAGCGAGAGACCGGGCUCUCAUUGGGAGUCAGUGGAUCGGAAAGUUACAUGACACCCUAGAGGUCCCGGUCUGGGCUCUGGUUUUCAACUAUGCUGUUAUGUUCCUCAUCGGGUGUAUCUACUUAGGAUCGUCAUCUGCAUUUAAUGCCUUUAUCGGUACCGGUUUAGUUCUACAGCACAUUUCAUACGCUUUCCCGGCAGCAUUGCUGCUCUAUCGAUGUCGAUCGACGACUUGGCUGCCGGAUCUGCGCCCCUUCCGGUUGCCUCGUCCAGUGGGUUGGGGAGCCAAUGUGAUAACGGUGUGCUUCGCCGUGCUGGUCUUGGUCUUCUAUGACUUCCCAACUGUGAUGCCGGUCACUGGCAGUAGUAUGAAUUAUACACCUGCAGUGCUCGGUGCCAUGGCUAUUGUGGCUGGCAUCAAUUGGCUGGUAUAUGCACGAAAGUGGUAUCAGGGUCCACGACUUCGUAGAUCUAAUCAGGAAACACAGAAAUAA